This is a messenger RNA of Loa loa (African eye worm), 792 nucleotides long. RefSeq lists its product as hypothetical. NCBI's taxonomy places the organism in Eukaryota, Metazoa, Nematoda, Chromadorea, Rhabditida, Onchocercidae. Gene Ontology annotation, biological process: G protein-coupled receptor signaling pathway. The record is from RefSeq and is a predicted model, not a curated record. The transcript has 5 exons. Gene Ontology annotation, molecular function: G protein-coupled receptor activity. Bases 1 to 792 code for a protein of 263 amino acids. Gene Ontology annotation, cellular component: membrane.
AUGACAACUGUAAUGUUACUUGCAAUUGUUGGCAAUUUAUUUCUAAUUUUCAUUAUAUUUCGUGGAAAUGCUGUCAUGAAACGACGUAUCUCACCUGUUCAGCUUUUAUUAUUGCAUACAUGUGCAGCAGAUUUAUUAUUUGCAUUAUUAUCAUUGGGUACCGAAAUACUUAUCAUCCUACGACAUCCUGUAUUUGAUGGACCAGCCUGGCUUAUUUGUCGUCCAUUACAAACUUAUUGCAGUAAUCGUUAUCGUAGACCUAAUUAUUAUGCAAUAAUUGCAUGGAUUACUGCUUUAUUAUGUUCCAUACCUCAACUAUUUAUUUGGCAUAAAACUAAAUACGAUGAAUGUGCGACAAUUUAUGGACAUGGUGUGUCAUUUUUAAAAAGUAUUUAUGUGAUUAGUUUUAAUACAAUUGCUUGGUUAAUACCAUCUAUAUUAGCAGCAUUUUUUUAUUAUCAAGUAUGUAAAACAAUCUGGUUAUCAUAUCGUAAUCAACAAUUAUUAUCACAAAUGUAUGAUUCAUCAUUUGUAAAUAAUGGUUGCGAAAAAAAUUUCAGUCAAGAAACGAAAUCUUACAUUAUUAGAUUACACAAUGACUCACGACAUUGUCGUCAACAAUUGAUGAAAUUUAAUCGAGAACGAAUUCAAACGAUUUGUUUAACAAUGACAAUCAUUUUUUGUAAUUUUUUCCUAUGGGCACCAUUUUGUGUGGUCAAUGUUUUGCAAGCCAUCGUACCUCAUUUAUUGAGUAAUUCCAAAUUCUUCGUUUAUUUCAUUAAAAUUAGUUAA